AUAUAAAGCAAACACAACUUUUCAACUUGAAAACCUCUCUUUAAAAAAACCUCAUGUCUCUCGUUAUCCGUUUGCUCCGACAUCGGAGGCGACGUCGGAUGCGUGCUCCUCCUUACUCGUCCUCGUUUUCAUUUUUGCCUCCUGAUGUUGCUCUCUCCCUUCGGUCGAUAUACUUGGAGUUCUGAUCUUUUGCCGGCUUCUCAUCAUCGGUGAGGCCUCGCUGCUUGUGGAGUUCGCCAGCUGCUUGGAGGUCCGGUGAGGCGCACAAGGGUGGUUCAGCUCAGGGGGUCGGUUUUUAGGGAUUAUGGUUCAUCGGAGUUUCCUUUUCUCCCUUAGAUCUUCGGCGUGUCUCAAGGAACGGUGGCGCGUGGCUUCGUCAAUGGGCCUCUUCUUCCCAGAUUUGUGCUUCACUGGUAUAAACUUUUUCGAUCCGUUCAGGAAAAGUGGGGUGGUGGCGCGUAGGUUUUCUGCUCGCUUGGUGUCUUGCGGCGAAAGCUCACCUCUUCGUAAUCCAGGAGGUUUUCGGUGUAUCUCACCGACGCGUACAAGGAGGUUAGGUCGUCGCGUGUCGGUCUCAUCUUCUUGGUGGUGGCGCGUGCAAGUUGUAGCUCGGCGGAGGCGGCAAGUCGUCUAUGGCUCCGGCGGGUUCUUGGUCCUUCUAGCGAUGGACUGGUCUUGAAGGCAUUUUGCUUUGAAGCACAUCAUCCCAGCGCAAGGGUCUUAGUCAUUUGGCUGCUCUAGUGGGUGUGUUUCUAACCGUUUUCGUUGCAUGUUUUGUUCUAGUUGGUGUGUGUUGCAGCCUCUUCCAGUCCCGCGUUAUUUAAUUUCAUGUUUGGUUGUGUAGUUGUAUGUUUUUUUUUCUUGUGUUUAGGUUGUGAUAAGCUUAGAUCGUGAUGGUGUUUCAAAAAAAAAAAAAAAAAAGCUUAGAUCGUGAUGUUGUGUUGUAGUCUCUCUGGACUUCAUGGUCGUAAUGUGUCAAUCAGGGAGGAGGAAGUGGAGACUUGUUCUCCCGCCCCGAUUAACUGGAACCAGCCGGUGAUCACUGAUGUCGGGUCCGGGGUUAUGAUAAGCGGCUUUGUCUGUGUAUCCUUCCUAGAGUCGGGUCUGGAGUUUAACGAAGUAAUCCGACUGUGUAUCAUUCGAAAGUGUAACGGGGAUAGUUUUAGGUCGUACGGAUUUUAUCCGAAUCUCAGUUUAUAUUCAUUACUUAUGCCCAUUUGGGAUGAUAAAUAAUAAUCUGUAUUUAAAAAAAAAAGAUGUAAGGCAAACAAGUAUUUGUGCCUAGUGAUUAGUGUAAAUUUUGUUAGGGAAAAUUGAAAAGAACGAACUUAUUAUGGGCAUUGUGUAAUAUGUAGCAUAAUAGUGCUUGAGAUAAGAAGACUCUCUUAUUUAGCAAUAGAGAGAGAGAGUGUCGUGUCUCUGUAUAUUCGUUGCAGACACUAACAGUAACGCAGGAAAGGAAAGAUGAUGACGGCUGCAGUUACAGCCCCUUUCUGGUCUCUAUCGUCGUGCUCUCUGCUUCCUUGUCAAGGGCGAAUGCAAUGGAAACGAAACGAAAAGAAACGGUUCUCGAGAAAAGUGGCUUUUAUAACAGCUGGGUUUGAGCUUAAGCCUCCUCCAUAUCCUCUUGAUGCUCUGGAACCGCAUAUGAGCCAGGAAACUUUGGAUUAUCACUGGGGCAAGCAUCACAAAACUUAUGUAGAGAACCUGAACAAGCAAAUCGUAGGCACGGAUCUUGAUGGAUUGUCGCUGGAAGAGGUUGUGCUUCUUUCAUACAAUAGAGGCAAUAUGCUUCCUGCCUUCAACAACGUCGCACAGGCAUGGAACCACGAGUUCUUCUCGGAGUCUAUUCAACCUGGAGGUGGAGGAAAGCCAAGUGGAUAUCUCCUCAGACUGAUAGAGAGAGAUUUUGGUUCUUUCAAUGACCUUUUAGAAAGGUUCAAGGCAGCUGCAGCCUCCAACUUUGGUUCCGGUUGGACUUGGCUUGCAUACAAGGCGAAUAGACUGGAUGUUGCAAAUGCCAUAAAUCCACUUCCAAAGGAGGAAGACAAGACGCUUGUAAUAGUAAAAACUCCCAAUGCAGUAAAUCCGCUCGUAUGCGAUUAUUCUCCACUUCUCACCAUUGAUACAUGGGAGGUAUAA
Molecule: messenger RNA, 2142 nt
Organism: Brassica oleracea var. oleracea
Lineage: Eukaryota; Viridiplantae; Streptophyta; Magnoliopsida; Brassicales; Brassicaceae
Product: superoxide dismutase [Fe] 2, chloroplastic-like
Exons: 7
Coding region: 1465-2142 (225 amino acids)
Biological process (GO): superoxide metabolic process
Cellular component (GO): chloroplast nucleoid
Molecular function (GO): superoxide dismutase activity; metal ion binding
Source: RefSeq, a predicted model, not a curated record